AUGACUAGCUCAUCCUGUCGUAACAUCCUUGUUUUUCUGGAGGAAAAAAUGUAUCUGUUUGCAAACUACCCACUGGAAAGGAGUCUUCAAGAUUUCCGAAAAGAUGUCUUGGGGCAAAUCAGAGAAAAGAAGCAUUCGUCCAUUUUGUUGGGGCUUAUCCACGAUGGAAGCAUACUCAAGGACUCUGAAGCGCCAAUGAGUGCGCUGCUUCUUGGCAGCGAACCGAUUAUACACGCCACUGUAGUCCCGGUCACGCCUCCACUGAAGCCUGUUACUAUUUUUCCCGGGUCCCUGAGCGACCUUUAUCGAAUAUUGCAAGAAACUCUUGUCCAGGCUCCUCUAGGGGAACAGACAGGGUCGUCGUCUAAUACGCCCAGUGCAACUUAG
This is a messenger RNA of Giardia duodenalis, 387 nucleotides long. RefSeq lists its product as uncharacterized. The transcript has a single exon. The coding region runs from base 1 to 387 and encodes 128 amino acids. NCBI's taxonomy places the organism in Eukaryota, Fornicata, Diplomonadida, Hexamitidae. The record is from RefSeq and is a predicted model, not a curated record.